AUGCUAGUCAAAUCAUAUUCCGAAUCAAAAUAUCCAACUUCAAUUAUUCAUAUCGAAGCUGAAAAACUCAUCGAGAACGAUCCAUCGUUGAAUCCGUUAUUCAUUUGGAUCCCUGGUAACCCUGGAAUCCUACAGUAUUAUCAACAAUUUUUAUGUUCCUUGCAUAAGAAACAUCCUCAUUGGGAAAUUCUUGCGAUACCUCAUGCCGGGAUGGAUACCUCUUUACCCGUCUAUAGACACCCGAACGAUAGAAUCUAUCACUUGAAUGAACAAAUUGAACAUAAGAUUGAAGUCAUUACUACGUUCUUAACCAAAGCUAAUAGCUCCGAUGGUAUUAUGAAAAAAAGACCUCUGGUGAUAAUGGGACAUUCCGUGGGCACCUAUAUGAUACAACGAAUGGUCUUGACUAAGGAGUUCCAAGAUACAAUUUUACAUAAUAGCUUUUAUUUGAAAAAAAUUGGGUUCAUUACUCCUACUAUUAUUGAUAUUAAUCUUUCUUCAAAAGGUAUUUUAAUAAGUCAUGGUUUACAACUUACACAUGGGUAUUUACCUUACAUUUUAUCAUAUUUGUCAUAUUUUGUGUUCAGUUUGAUACUAAAAUAUUUUGAUAACAUACGACGUAGGUUAAUUGCUUAUAUUAUGGGGUGUCAGAUGACAGAUUUUGCUGCAAUUGGUACUGAAAUACUUUUAACUAAUAGUGUGCUUGUAAAGCAAUCCCUAGGUUUAGCUAGUAUUGAAAUGCAAGAGAUUAGGAAGAAUUGGGAUGUUCAAAAACAAUUUGUCGAAAAUUGUAACCACAAUGAUAUUCAACUGUGGUUGUUAUUCUGUGAGACGGACCAUUGGGUUAAUAAUGUUACUAGAACUGAUUUGAUUAAGUUUUAUCAAAGUAACUACAAAGAUAUUUCACGGUUACAGAUUGAAGUUUCGAGUGAGUUUCCUCAUUCUUUCGUUGUGAAUCAUUCCGAUUGGGUCGUAGAGAGGUUCUUCUAG
Naumovozyma dairenensis CBS 421 is the source of this 990-nucleotide messenger RNA. RefSeq names its product bifunctional triacylglycerol lipase/ester hydrolase. Gene Ontology annotation, molecular function: lipase activity. Gene Ontology annotation, biological process: lipid storage. The transcript has a single exon. Gene Ontology annotation, cellular component: lipid droplet. The record is from RefSeq and is a predicted model, not a curated record. Bases 1 to 990 code for a protein of 329 amino acids. Lineage: Eukaryota; Fungi; Ascomycota; Saccharomycetes; Saccharomycetales; Saccharomycetaceae.